Messenger RNA from Gracilinanus agilis (Agile Gracile Mouse Opossum), 2749 nucleotides. It is a transcript of the gene TENT5A, whose product is annotated as terminal nucleotidyltransferase 5A. Bases 435 to 1718 code for a protein of 427 amino acids. The record is from RefSeq and is a predicted model, not a curated record. Lineage: Eukaryota; Metazoa; Chordata; Mammalia; Didelphimorphia; Didelphidae. Gene Ontology annotation, biological process: mRNA stabilization. The transcript is spliced from 3 exons. Gene Ontology annotation, molecular function: RNA binding; poly(A) RNA polymerase activity.
UAGGGGAAGGCGGUGGCGGGACGACAGCUGUAGCAGAAGCGCCAGAGGGCAAGCGGCAGAAGAGCCCCGACGGCAAGUGUCCCAGCUUCUGGGAGAGAAGAGAGCUGCGCUUAAGAAGAGGUGGAAGAAGAAGGGUUAAAGCAUCUUUCAGAGAAAGAGAGACCCAUAUUCUCUGCCAGACAGCCUGGGAGCAGAGUGCACAGAGAGAAAGUACGAAAGAGGUUAAUUAACGAACAUUCAGGAACAGGAACCCAUCUACCACCUCCUCACUCCAAAUACCAACGGUUCCUCAGCACUUUAUCCCAGCGUUUCUCUCCUUUGCUGCUGUGUUCGCACAUUUAAUAGCUCUUUGGAUCAGAAGGCUGCGAUUGAGCCCAGGACAGAACCUGGCAUUCACUGGGCAUUUCGCAACGGAGGGAGAACGGCUCUUUAUCAUGGCUGAUGACGAAAGUGCCAAAAGCACCCGCAUCUGUACCGGUAGCGGUAGCGACUGGUGCGGCUGCAGCUGCAACAGCAGCAGCUUCGGUGGGAAUAACUGCUGUGUUAGCUGCUGUGAGAACCCCACCAUGCACUGUAACGUCCUGAGCUGGGAGCAAGUGCAGCGGCUCGACGAUAUCUUGAGCGAGAUGAUUCCCAUCCACGGCCGGGGCAACUUUCCCACCCUGGAGAUGCAGCCCCGUCAAAUCGUGAAGGUUGUGAGGAGCCGGCUGGAGGAGAAGCGCAUUGGAGUCCGGGACGUGCGGCUCAAUGGCUCCGCCGCCAGCCACGUCCUGCACCAGGACAGCGGCCUGGGCUAUAAGGACCUGGACCUCAUCUUCUGCGCAGAUCUCCAGGGAGAAGAGGAGUUUCAGACUGUCAAGGACGUGGUCCUGGACUGCCUUUUGGAUUUCUUGCCUGAAGGAGUGAAUAAAGAGAAGAUUACACCGCUGACUCUUAAGGAAGCUUAUGUGCAGAAAAUGGUAAAAGUAUGCAAUGACUCAGACCGCUGGAGUCUCAUCUCCCUGUCAAACAACAGCGGCAAAAAUGUGGAACUGAAAUUUGUGGAUUCCCUGCGACGUCAGUUUGAGUUUAGUGUAGACUCUUUUCAAAUCAAGUUAGACUCUCUCCUGCUUUUUUAUGAAUGCUCAGAAAACCCAAUGACUGAAACUUUUCACCCCACUAUAAUUGGGGAGAGUGUCUAUGGAGAUUUCCAAGAAGCCUUUGAUCACCUUUGCAACAAGGUCAUUGCCACCAGAAAUCCAGAAGAAAUCAGAGGAGGAGGGCUUCUUAAAUACUGCAACCUUUUGGUUAGGGGUUUUAGGGCUGCUUCAGAGGCUGAAAUUAAGUCCCUCCAGAGGUAUAUGUGUUCCAGAUUUUUCAUCGACUUCUCAGACAUUGGUGAACAGCAGAGAAAGUUGGAAUCCUACUUGCAGAACCACUUUGUGGGUUUGGAAGACCGCAAGUAUGACUAUCUCAUGACCCUUCACGGUGUGGUGAAUGAAAGUACGGUGUGUUUGAUGGGACAUGAAAGAAGACAGACUUUGAAUCUCAUUACCAUGCUGGCUAUCCGUGUGCUGGCUGAGCAAAAUAUUAUCCCCAAUGUGGCCAAUGUCACCUGUUACUACCAGCCAGCCCCAUAUGUAGCAGAUGCCAACUUUAGCAAUUACUAUAUUGCCCAGGUUCAGCCAGUGUUCACAUGCCAGCAGCAUACAUACUCUACUUGGUUGCCCUGCAAUUAAGGACCAUUUCUAAAAUGUCCAAUGGGAUUUUUUUUUUCUUUAGAAGUUUAAAAAAAAAAAAAGAGUGACCUUGUCUGCAGAAUGGGGUGUGUUUUGUGCAAUGAUGGUCUGCUCCAGUGUUCAAGCUUGACAAAGCUUGUGGGUCUUUUAAUAGGUGUGGGAGCAUGAUCUAGAAAUGAACCAAAAAAAAAAGAAAAGAAAAAAAAAAGAAAAAAAUUGGAUUCUACCCCUGGAGCACAAGAGGCCUGUCAUUAAAAGCAACCAGCUUCUCCUGAAAUAACAAGGGAAGGAGUGCUUGAUGACAAUAUGGGUUUGCAAUACCUGCCCAUAGCUCUGGCUUAGACAAAGUUGGAAAGCUUUUUUUUUAUAGAAUGGAAUUUGAAAAUGGGAGAAUGUGAAGAAAAAUAGUCUCACCCAAUUUACUACUACAUAUUUUGGAGUUUAGUUAAAAAUGUAGAGGCAUAAUGCAGAGGAAAAAAACUGAUCUCAAAGAUAUUGGAAUGGCUCCCUUUGGGGCUUGCAAACAGAUGCUCUCUGUGGAAUAAUCCCAUAGAAGGUAUUGCUUGCUUAACUAGAAUGCUCUUAAGUGAACAGCUUGCUCCAAAAGAACAGUAGUAGAUUGGUGUAGUUAUCAUGAAAAACAGCAGACCUAAUGAUGACAUAAUCCAUUAUUUCCAGCUGAGUGCAUAGUUCAUGUUUUAAAAAUGUGAAAAUGCAAACAAAAACAGCUGGAGCAAAGAACGUAUGCUCAAGGACCAAAGAUUUCACAGACAAAAUACCCAAGUAGAGAGGGGGUAGUAUAUUAUUGAAAAAAAGAUAUAUUAUAUUUGUACACACCAAUAUGAAUCAAAGUGCCUGUUGCCUUCAGAAAAUUUGAAGUAAAAUGACAACAACAAAUUUUGUGGUUUAACCAUGUAUUUUGUUUUAUCAGGGACACAAGAAAAAAACGUAACCCAACAUAAGCUUGUGAAUAAAUGGUGGAGGAAAUGCCCUAUUUUUCUUGGCAAAUACUUGUAUAAAGUUAAUGUUAU